Messenger RNA from Camelina sativa (false flax), 1720 nucleotides. RefSeq lists its product as uncharacterized. Gene Ontology annotation, molecular function: ubiquitin protein ligase activity. The record is from RefSeq and is a predicted model, not a curated record. NCBI's taxonomy places the organism in Eukaryota, Viridiplantae, Streptophyta, Magnoliopsida, Brassicales, Brassicaceae.
AGUCAAUUCUUGAUACUUUUGCUAGGAAGUAAGAAAAAAAAGAGAGAGAGAGAGAGUGGUCCAUCCAACUCUAAAAAAAGACUGGUGAAUAGCUAAAUUAAAUACCAAUAUUACCCUCAAUAACCUCACAAUUUUCAAACAUAGCAAGCAUUGCUAAAAAGCCUAAAAACUCAAACAAAGUAUAAACCAACCACACAUCAUGAGACAGACAUGUGAAAAGAAAUAAAAAUAUCUAAUUCGGUGACAUCUUUUGUAUUAAUAAGACUUCAAACACAAACUAGAAUAAAUGAAAAAGUGGAUUUUGAUUAGUUAACGUACUAAUUACUUAAUUAGUUUUCACUAAUCCAAACAAAACCCUUCUUCCCCGCGCUGUGUCUUUCUUUUUUUUUUACUUUCCCCUUUCUCUCUCUCUCUCUCUCUCUCCAUUAUCUCUCUGUUCUCAAAGAAGAAGAAGGAGAGGACAAUGCCAGUUUCUGCAGAGCCUUCUUCGACGACAAUAGGUCAACACAUCAAACUCCAACGACCUAGGAAUCAUCGAAACCUCCAACCCACCUCCACCGCCGACGAGCCUCUUCUCCCCAAACCUAGCAGCCGCGUCUGUAAAUCCGCCAUGUCUUCCUUUUUCCUCUUACCAACAACCAACGAAACCACCAGAAAGAAACCAAACGGUUUCACCCAAACGGCGUCGUUUCGUGCUCUCGGCUGCACAACCUCCGCAUCUCAGCAUGUUUCUGUCCCCGCUGUGAUUCGAUCUUCAGCAGAUUGGGAUGCGAAUAGUAGUAAUCACAAAAUCAAGAAGACGAAGAAGAAGAAGAACAAGAACAAAGGUAACAGCAGCUACAAUGGCGGCGGUUCGAUUAAGAUCUUGAGCGAGUCUACUAAUAGUAGCAGCGUUGGUUGCGCGGCCAUUCCUGAUGUCUGGUGCGGACCUGGAGUUGGGUUUUCAACGGAUGCGGUUGUCAGCGGCUCCGUUGAAACCGUCGAGUCAGAUCCUCCGAGAAGGAAUAUUCCGGUGAGACGCAAAAUCGAUGGAGAUAAUAAAACCAGUCAUAACCAACUCCAACAGAGAGAGGUUUCUUCUCUUCUUCCAAUACGAUCUCUCAAUCAAGAAUCCAAUCCUUAUUUCGAUUCUGAUUCGACCUUUUUGACAUCGCGGGCUGAACAGAGUGAUAGAUAUCAUCGUCAUCUACGUCAACCUUACUACCCUGAUGGACUCGCUGAGUUGCAGAUGAUGAUGCUGCAGAAUGGUUUUGUAAUGGGAGGGGUUGUAAGCUCAUACGAUCGCUUCCGUGACUUGAGGCUCAAUGUCGAUAACAUGACAUACGAGCAACUUUUGGAGCUUGGUGAUAGAAUUGGGUAUGUGAAAACUGGACUUAAUGAAAAACAAAUCAAAAGCUGUCUACGGAAAGUCAAACCAUUCCGUUUAGAUACACCAGUUGAAGACAGAAAGUGCAUCAUCUGUCAAGACGAGUAUGAGGUUAAGGACGAGGUAGGGAAAUUAAAAUGUGGGCACAGGUUCCAUAUCCACUGUGUGAAACAAUGGCUAGUGAGGAAGAACUCUUGUCCUGUUUGUAAAACGAUGCCGUACGUUAAGUCUUAGAUUUAGAGAGGUAUAUCAUCUCCUCCUGUGAUGAUGAUUCCUCAUUUUGUGAUUGAAACCAAUCACUAUUUAUUUAUUUUUCUUUGAAAGAACCAAAUCUUAUGUAGAUUAUUUUGGGUU